GCCCACGGAGACCCCGGACCAGGCCGCGUCCCUGAGGGGCUGCGGCUCGGGGGCGGGGCUCAGGCCGGGGCGGGGCCUGGAGCGCGCGGGCCACCGCCCCGCCCUUCCGCGACGGUCUCCGAUUGGCCGUCGCCCACGGUGCAUUGUGGGGCGCCCGCGCCGCCGCCGCCGCCACCGCAGCCGCAGUUUGGAACUCGCCAUGUCGAGCUCCCCGGUUAAACGCCAGAGGAUGGAGUCCGCGCUGGACCAGCUCAAGCAGUUCACCACCGUGGUGGCCGACACGGGUGACUUCCACGCCAUUGAUGAGUACAAGCCCCAGGACGCCACUACCAACCCGUCCCUGAUCCUGGCUGCAGCACGGAUGCCGGAAUACCAGGAGCUGGUGGAGAGCGCCAUCACCUACGGACGCAAGCUGGGCGGGUCACAAGAAGACCAGAUUAAGAAUGCUAGUGAUAAACUUUUUGUGUUGUUUGGAGCAGAAAUACUAAAGAAGAUUCCAGGCCGCGUAUCCACAGAGGUCGAUGCAAGGCUUUCCUUCGAUAAGGAUGCGAUGGUGGCCAGAGCCCAACACCUCAUAGAGCUCUACAAGGAAGCUGGGAUCAGCAAGGACAGAAUUCUUAUAAAGCUGUCGUCAACCUGGGAAGGGAUUCAGGCUGGAAAGGAGCUGGAGGAACAGCACGGCAUCCACUGCAACAUGACGCUGCUCUUCUCCUUCGCCCAGGCCGUGGCCUGUGCUGAGGCGGGUGUCACACUCAUCUCCCCCUUUGUGGGGCGAAUCCUUGACUGGCACGUGGCAAACACAGACAGGAAGUCCUAUGAGCCCCUGGAAGACCCUGGGGUGAAGAGUGUCACCAAAAUCUAUAACUACUACAAGAAGUUUGGUUACAAAACCAUCGUCAUGGGUGCCUCCUUCCGCAACACGGGGCAGAUCAAGGCGCUGGCUGGCUGUGACUUCCUCACCAUCUCACCCAAGCUCCUGGGAGAGUUGCUCAAGGACAGCACCAAGCUGGCACCUGCGCUCUCAGCUAAGGCGGCCCAGGCCAGUGACCUGGAGAAGAUCCACUUGGACGAGAAAGCCUUCCGCUGGCUGCACAAUGAGGACCAGAUGGCUGUGGAGAAGCUCUCUGACGGGAUCCGCAAGUUUGCUGCUGAUGCUGUGAAGCUGGAGCAGGUGCUGAGGGAGCAGAUGUUUGGCACAGAGAAUGGGAAGUAGCGCACACCCAGCCCACGCUGCCUGCUGGGGUCUCCCUGUGCCUGGCUUAUGAUGAAUCGUUGUUUACCAGUUGGAGCAGAGACGGAUCAUAAAUCUCUGAUUUCAUGUAAGAUCUCGCCCAGUGCAUUAAAGCAGUCCUUUUUCCUG
Messenger RNA from Nycticebus coucang (slow loris), 1360 nucleotides. RefSeq names its product transaldolase 1 (gene TALDO1). The transcript is spliced from 8 exons. Gene Ontology annotation, cellular component: intracellular anatomical structure; cytoplasm. The coding region runs from base 200 to 1213 and encodes 337 amino acids. The record is from RefSeq and is a predicted model, not a curated record. Lineage: Eukaryota; Metazoa; Chordata; Mammalia; Primates; Lorisidae. Gene Ontology annotation, molecular function: transaldolase activity. Gene Ontology annotation, biological process: pentose-phosphate shunt, non-oxidative branch; carbohydrate metabolic process; pentose-phosphate shunt.